AUGGAAUCUGUGCGGCUGGCAUUGGCCUUUGUGCCACUUGAUUUAGAGGUUGCAUUUCUCCUGGAAAGGCAAGGAGACACAAAGAAAAAAGGAAACGAGACCCCAAUUUCCGAGGAACCGGAGCUGCGCAUCAUCCUUGUGGGCAAGACGGGCGCAGGGAAAAGUGCGACAGGGAACACCAUCCUUGGGAAGGAGUACUUUGAGUCCAGGCUUGAAUUCACCUCCGUAACCAAGUCCUGUGAGCUGGGAAUUCGGGAUUGGGAGGGAUCACGGGUUAUUGUCAUGGACACACCUGCCAUUUUUGAAGCUGAUGCGCCCCCAAAUUGCCCUGAGGUCCAGCGCUGCCAGAGUCUCUCCCGGCCUGGUCCCCAUGCCCUGGUGCUGGUGUCCCAACUGGGCCGUUUCACAGAGGAGGACCACCAAGCCACAAAGCGGGUCAAGAAGAUAUUUGGCCCCGAGGCACAAAAGUACACCGUCAUUGUGUUUACACACAGGGAAGAGUUGCGGACCGUCACCCUGGAAGAGUAUAUUGCCCAGUCCGAAAACAAGCACUUCCAUGAUUUGAUCAAGGCAUGCGACAACCGAUACUGCGGCUUCAACAACAACGAAGAGGGAGAGAAGCAGGAGGCACAAGCUCAAGAACUGCUUCGAAAAAUUCAGGAGAUGGUGCAGAGCAAUAAAGACAAGCCCUACCUCGCUACAGGUGGAGAUUCACAAUCAUCCGCAAAGAAAAUGAAAGGAGAGACGGGAGAAUCAGGCGGGACUGACGUCUAAAGCGCAGGCCCUGCAAGAACAAGGGCCAGGGGUCUCUUUUCAGAAAUGCAAAGCUCUCCGAAUGAAGGUUGGGGAGAUAUUGCACCGCAUGCUUUCUCUCUGCUGAAAUUUCCUCUUGCAAUUUCUGUCUAAGCAUCAACAGGGUUUAGAAAUAAUUAGAUCACCAACUCACGAACCUUUUAGGUUUCUGGAUUGAUGUAGAAGUUCUUCUGACACUUUUCUGAGUGAUUGGUUUUCAACCACAAAAUUCAUUAGACUCGGUGGCUCUUCCUCUCGCAGAUUUAGCAAAAUUGAAUCAAAACUGGAGGUAACGUUCCCCAAUGUGUUCUUUUGGAGAUGAGAUGGGAGUUCAACUGGAGAGCGGGAGUUGGGGAACC
Molecule: messenger RNA, 1151 nt
Organism: Anolis sagrei ordinatus
Lineage: Eukaryota; Metazoa; Chordata; Lepidosauria; Squamata; Anolidae
Source: RefSeq, a predicted model, not a curated record